Messenger RNA from Dentiscutata heterogama, 132 nucleotides. NCBI's taxonomy places the organism in Eukaryota, Fungi, Glomeromycota, Glomeromycetes, Diversisporales, Gigasporaceae. The record is from the annotation of a GenBank genome assembly.
AUGUUUAAUGAACAACAAUGGUUUGAGGAACCUUCUAUAUCUACAUUACCAGAUUUUGAAGAGUAUGAAUUUAUAUUACAAGGUGCUUUUGCUAUUGUGCAAGAACAACAUGCAGUAAGUAAUACUUGGUAG